UUGACAGGCGGAGCCCCUGACAGGACCGAGUCUGGUUGGUGCCGAGUGGCUGUCAUGAUCUCUGCAGCACCUCUUUACAACGGGGUGCAUAACUGGACCGGUGCCGAGCGGAUUCGCAUGUGCGGACUCAACGAAGAGAGGAGAGCGCCACUUUCUGAUGAAGAAUCUAACUCCAGCAGCUCCCAGCAUCUGGGGUCCCCGGAGUUCAGCGUUGGCAGCAGCUUUUCCAAGGUGGAGCUCACAUCAAUCUCGAGUAGCGGCAGCAGUGCCCUGGGGUUUGAGGCAGAGGGCAUCGUGGAGGAGAAGCUCGGGCCCACGCUUGAGGACCAGCCCCACGAGCCGGACUGUGCCAGGAGGCCCUUGAAGGGCGGUGAUGCCAGCCAAAGGGAUGCCGGGGAGGCGGAACCCACCAAACCGGAGGCCGGCGGUCCUGACUGUGCUUGGCCCCCUGCGAAGAAGGAGUCCAGCAUCCUCCUCAGCUGCCCCAAGGCCCCAGAGGGCGAGCACGCCGGCAGGGAAAAGAGCACCCUGCCUGCCGGAGCAGCCGUGACUACCGCCACCGCCAGCUGUACCACGCUGGCCUCCACCCCGGCCGCCUUCACUUUGAAAAGCGUCUGUUUCCCUACAUCUCAGACGGCUGCUAUGCAAAAAAUGGCCCUCUCCUUCCAGCCGGGAGCCGUCUUGGCCCCCAGCCAGCCCCUGGUUUACCUUCCGCCCCCCAGCUGCGUGGCCGCCCUUCCGAGCCCACUCGGGGUCUCGUCCACGCUCACCCUGCCCGUCUUACCCCCCUUCCGGCAAGACCACUGUCUGCCAGGGCUCCUCGCCCCCUCUGAGUUGCAUUCGUACUCUUAUGCCUUCUCCGUGGCCAGACCUUUGGCCGCGGAUUCCAAAGCGACGUCCGUGGACGCGGGCCAGCUGAGCUGCCCUCCCCCUUCGGGAGAGAGCAACCCCUCAACAGCCGCUGGCCCUUCCCCGCCCUCCGACAGCUCGGACCUUCCGCCCAGCACCCCCACCUUGGUGGCAUCGUGCGGGAGCGCUGUCCCCUUGUCGGGCCCCGGCGUGAUCACCCGGGCCCCCGCAGCCCCGGAGCAGCUUGCCCCAGGCGUCCUGGCGUCCAUCUCCCCCUUGAAAUCGCCUCCGCAGCUGGAACGCGAGAUGGUCUCCCCCCCCGAAUGCAGCGAGAUGCCCCUGGACCUCUCCUCCAAGUCCAACCGCCAGAAGCUGCCUCCACCGAGCCAGCGCAAGACGCCCCCCAUGCCCGUGCUGACCCCGGUUCACACCAGUGGCAAGGCGCUUCUCACCACGGUCCUCUCCAAGUCGCAGCGGGUGGCUCAGGCCAUGGGGGCGCCGGGCUCCACCUCGCCCUUCGUCAUCUUCCCGGAGUUCUUGCGCAACGGGGAGCAGGGCCCCUGGGUGAAGAACUCGACCGCUCUCAUCAGUACCAUCCCGGGCACCUAUGUGGGGGUGGCCACCCCCGUGCCCGCUUCUGUGCUGCUGGGCAAAGACUCCAGUGUCGGCUCCAGCCGGGACUCCCGCCACCUCCCCAAGCAGGAGCCCAUUUCCAUUGUUGACCAGGGGGAGCCUCGAAACACGGGGCCGCCUUCUGGGAAGAAGGGCGGUACCGCCAGCACAGACAGCCAGGUGGAACCCCCCCGGCAGGUCAUUCACGGCAGAGGCGUUCCAGGGCCCCCAUUACGCUCGGCCAAGGAGCUGUCUCUUUGGAAUCCCGGCCAGGGCAGUGUUUACCCCCGAUGCUCGGUCAACGGCAAGCCGGCCAGUCCUCAGCUUCUGCCGGUGGGGUGGUCGCCCUAUCACCAAACCCCUCUGCUUUCUAUCGGCAUUUCGACAGCCACCGGGCAAGUCCCUCCCGGUCAAGUGGGCCCCUCCAAGCCAGCCAGGGCAGGGGAGAUGGCCGCAUUCCCCAGCGCGCAGCCGGCAGAAUCUGGCCCGGCAACCCAGAAGGCCCCCGAAGUUCCCUCGCAGGCCAAGGGUUGCAAGGCAGCCUUGCCCAAUGUGGCUAACCCCUUGUGCAUCUCGCCAGCUCUUCAGACCGGUCCUCCAGACUCCAGGGGCUCAAAAGUCCUCACUCCAAGCCACGGCUGCGACAGACCAGAGACUGAUCCCACAGCCGGGAGCACCCCCCAGCCAGAAGCUCCCCCGGAAGGCCUCAAGCGCCCCGGGGACAGCAAGCCAAAAAACCAAGUCUUAACCACCUACCUGGCCUGUGACCUUUCCUCAGCCGGCCGGCCGAGUGUGCGAUCGUCCUCCGAGCCAGCGCCGCUUGCGGAGAACCAGAGCAAGGCCCAGAGGGGCGACCCAUCCUGGAAUCAGCCGAGCGCAGAUAUUCCCGCCCACCCAGUCCACCAGGUGGACCUCAGCCGCGUAAAGAAGGAGCCGGUGGAGCCUGACGUGCCCUUCGCCUCCACUGCGUGCCUGCUCGCUUCGAGAGACCCUCCCAAGGCCAAGCUUAAGGGGGUGGCCCACAUCAAAGUGGAGGGGGGCUUCCCCUGCAAGCCCAAGAGGCAGCGCGAUGAGCUGGACCGGCCGGCGCACAAGAGGCCGAAGUGCCGAGGUGGUGAGGAAGCCGACUCUCCGAGCAAGCCAGGCGGCCAGGAUCCACACAGUCGCAAGUGGCGCAAGCAUCACAGUGACCUCCGUGACAUCAAGCGAGAGGGCCAGUUGGCCUCCACAAAGGAACGUGGCAGCCUCCGAGUGAAGCGCAAGCACCGCAAGCCAUCCCCAAGGCACCAGGGCCGCAGCUGCGAAGAAGCUUUUGUUGAGAAGAAAGCAAAGAACAAUUUCCGGGACUUCAUCCCUGUGGUGUUGAGCAGCCGGACGCGAAGCCAGUCAGGAAGCAUCGGGGGCUCUUCCGCCAGCGUGCUCGGGGAUUGCGAUGGGGCCGGCCACGAGAUUGUCCCACUGCUGUUAGAGGACGAGGAGAACGACGAGGACGAGGACCUGCUGUCCCUGAAGCAUCGCCGGCUACGGAAGUCUCACCGGCUCUCCCCGCACUCGGGCUGCCGAGAUCGUGAAAGAGAGCGGUCUCGUUCAGAGAGGGGCAGCCUUCACCCGAGCAAGACUCGGGAGCCCCCGUGGCAAGUGGAGGCCACCAGGCAGCCAUGGGACCGCAAGGAGGCGGAGGAGGAGAGCGGCCACGUCAAGAGGAAGAAAAGGCGGCGGCAGAAAAGCUGGAAGUAUCAGACGGGGGAGUACUUGAUAGAGCGGGACAAAGAGGAGCACACAAGCUGUUGCCACAAGCGCAGGAAAGCGAAAGCAGACUUCAGGUACCGGAAGCACAAGGGGUCCACCCCAGGCAAAGGCUCAGAGCUGUGCCUGAGGAGCAGGCUUUCUCCAACCCUUCCAGGGCAUCUGGACUUCCACAACGGAUUCCUCUUGGAUCACCCGGACUCGCCUCCUAUCCAGGAAGUGCUAGAGAAGCCGUCCGGGAAACGCAAAUGCAAAACCAAACAUUUGUCUGGAAUCUGCGAAGAGAAGGCCAAGGCACGAUGGAACCAGUCCAAGACGCGCUCUCCAAAGAAGCCCCGGGAGCCCUGUCCGUCCAGCAAGUCACGGCAGCACAGCUCGGAGAAGACCUCAGAACCGCCAGCCCCUCCGGUGCCCCCUGAAGCUCGGCGUCUGAUAGUGAACAAGAACGCAGGGGAGACGCUGCUGCAGAGGGCAGCCCGGCUCGGUUACAAGGACGUGGUGAUGUACUGCCUGCAGAAGGAGAACAACGAUGUCAACCACCAGGACAAUGCAGGCUACACCGCCCUGCACGAGGCCUGCGCACGGGGCUGGAUAGACAUCCUGCACAUCUUGCUGGAGCAUGGCGCAAAUGUGAACUGCAGUGCGCAGGACGGCACCAGGCCGGUUCAUGACGCUGCGGCAAAUGACAACCUGGAGACCAUGUGGCUCCUGCUUUCUUAUGGUGCUGACCCCACCCUGGCCACCUAUUCAGGGCAGACGGCCUUGAAGCUGGCCAGCAGCGAGGGGAUGAAAAACUUCCUUCAUGAUUACCUCUCGGACCUGCAGGGGCGAGAUGAUGACGACGACCCCCAAACAGCCUGGGAGUUCUAUAGUAGCGCUGUACUGGAGGAGAAAGACGAGAUCGGCUGUGACCUUUUGCUCAACCCACCCGGGAGCUCGGAUCAGGAGGAGGACGAGCAGGAGUCGGACCGCUUCAUGUUCGAGUUCUCCGACCAUCAGCUGCUCCCCUGCUACAACCUGCAGGUCUCCGUCUCCCGGGGCCCCUGCAACUGGUUCCUCUUCUCCGACGUGCUGAAGCGCCUCAAGCUCUCGUCCCGGAUCUUCCAGGCGCGCUUCCCGCACUUCGAGGUGACCACCCUGCCCAAGGCGGAGUUCCAGCACCAGGUGGCGUCGAGCCAAGUGCUGGCCGCGGAAGAGAUCCAGGAGCACAUGGCGCCCCCCUCGGCCCCAGGCGCCGGAGAGACGGUGGAGCUGGUACGCUACGAGGCGGAGCUGGUCCGGCUGCUGGGCUCGGAGGUGGCAUUCGAGGCCUGGAGCAGCUGACGGGGCCCAGGCCCGCCCUCCCGCCGUCGGACUACUUUGCGAGGCAAUAAAUAUAACGGACCAACGAGAAGCCGCCUUCUCACGGCCGACCAC
Messenger RNA from Euleptes europaea (tarantolino), 4623 nucleotides. It is a transcript of the gene BCORL1, whose product is annotated as BCL6 corepressor like 1. The record is from RefSeq and is a predicted model, not a curated record. Gene Ontology annotation, biological process: negative regulation of transcription by RNA polymerase II. Gene Ontology annotation, molecular function: transcription corepressor activity; protein binding. The coding region runs from base 55 to 4530 and encodes 1491 amino acids. The transcript is spliced from 13 exons. Lineage: Eukaryota; Metazoa; Chordata; Lepidosauria; Squamata; Sphaerodactylidae. Gene Ontology annotation, cellular component: nucleus.